Messenger RNA from Spirodela intermedia, 198 nucleotides. The record is from the annotation of a GenBank genome assembly. NCBI's taxonomy places the organism in Eukaryota, Viridiplantae, Streptophyta, Magnoliopsida, Alismatales, Araceae.
AUGGACAGCCAGGUGAAGCUCGCCGUGGUGGUGAAGGUCAUGGGUCGUACUGGAUCGAGAGGGCAGGUGACCCAGGUGAGGGUCAAGUUCCUUGACGACCAGAACCGCCUGAUCAUGAGGAACGUCAAGGGGCCCGUCAGGGAAGGAGACAUCCUCACCCUCCUCGAGUCCGAGAGGGAAGCCAGGCGGCUUCGCUGA